Molecule: messenger RNA, 15215 nt
Organism: Vespa crabro (European hornet)
Lineage: Eukaryota; Metazoa; Arthropoda; Insecta; Hymenoptera; Vespidae
Product: dual specificity tyrosine-phosphorylation-regulated kinase 2-like
Exons: 2
Coding region: 1918-4500 (860 amino acids)
Biological process (GO): peptidyl-serine phosphorylation; peptidyl-threonine phosphorylation
Cellular component (GO): nucleus
Molecular function (GO): ATP binding; protein serine/threonine/tyrosine kinase activity; protein serine/threonine kinase activity
Source: RefSeq, a predicted model, not a curated record
UGUUGUUGUUGUUAUUGUUGUUGUUGUUGUUGUUGUUGUUGUUAUUAUCGUCAUUGUCGUCGUCGUCGUCGUCGUUGUUGCCGAUUCGAAAGGAAAGAAGAAAAAGAAGAAGAAGAAGAAAAGAUUGGUGCGGCUGCGGCGGCAACAGUGGUGGUGGUGGUGGUUGCAUGAUAUGUUGUCGUCGCCGGUGGUGGGCCUCGUGUCGGUGGUUGUUAGAUGCCGGUGACGAAAGCCUUGACGAGGAUUAUAACGAGAUUAAGAAGAAAUCGACGACGAAGAAGAGAAGAACGACGGAAGGAAAGAAACGAGGAAUUAUCGGAACGUAAUAGAUUUUGUAUUAGAAUUGUCCUACAGCGAAACGAAAAGGAAGAAGGACGACGACGAUGUUCAACGUGACUAUUCCUAAAACGUUCCUUAUUCUUUCACGAGCGAAAAGGAUUAUCAUCGGGAGAGAUAGUGAAAGAGAGUGAGAGAGUGAGAAAAGGCUGAAUGAAGCGACAGCAGGAACAAGAACGGCGGAGGUCGAGCGAGCCACUGUCGGUGGUGGUGGUGCCAAUAACCUCUCUCACUAUUCGAACGCGUUUCGACUUAUCCUCUCUGGCUUGAACGAAGCACUCCUUCUCCCUUAUUCGGUGCACACGAUGCGUUUGCUCCCGUAUUACUAUCAUAUAGAUCGUAAAAUUAGACGUUCGAAGGCACGUUCGAUGAUAAAAGUGGAAGAAUCGUUCAAGCCCGUUGUCUAUAUCUCUGAGGUAAAAGCGUACGAGUUAACAUUGACGAACUUGUUUCUCAACGUCAAUUCUGUCAACUUCUUUUUCGUCGCUGCUACCAUCUGAACCAUCUGAAAAAAAAAAAGAAAAAAAAAAACAGCGUGCUAACGAAGAAUCGUUAAAGAAGGAAGAUGAUGCUGUCUGUCGCUUCGAGCGACGUCGGACACUGACUUUUCAUAGUUCCUUUUUCUUUUCUUCUCCUUUUUUUUAUAUAUAUAUAUAUAUAUAUAUAUUCUUCUUUUUUACCUAUCACUACUACUUCUUUCCCUUUUUCCUCUUCUUUAUUUCCUUUUUCCCCCCUCUCUUUCUGUAUCUUUUUAUUUUUUUUUUUUUUUAACUUCAUGCGAUUCCUGCCGUGUUCGGUUUUCGAAUUUGAAAGGAACGCGCGCCGCACACGUGCGAGAUUCACUUUCUAGUCCGCUGCAUUUAAAAUACAUAUUAAAAAAAAGAAAAAAAAAAAAAGAAAAUAAAAAAAGAAGAAAAAAAAGAAAAGCACGAUCGAGGUUAUAGGCCACGAUAGACAUAAAUGUUUUAAUGUUCUUAUUUCUUCUGGGAAAAAAUUCUAUGAGCCCUCGAUUAUAAUCUAUCGAUCGUACGAGAGAGAGACUGAGAAUAAAGGAGAAUAUUAGUUCGUUAAUUUAUUCAAAGGGAAUAACGGAAAGGCGGAGAGCAAAAAAGAAGAGAAGAUAGAUAAAUAAAUAAAUAAAUAAAUAAAUAAACUAACUAACUAAAUAAAUAAAUAAAUAUAUAAAUAAUUAAUUAAUUAAAUGAAUGAAUGAAUGAAUGGAUAGAUAGACAGAUAAGAUAGAGAAAGAGAAAAAGAAAAAGAAUGAGUUGCUAACAAAGAAGAAGAAGAAGAAGAAGAAGGUAGGGGAGUAAAGUGUGGAAGAUAACGAGAUAAGAUCGUUCCCUCGGCAUGAAGAUAUCCGACAAGACCGCGAUAAGGCCGAUUCCACGGGGUAGUGGAAAAUACGAAUCUAACGUCUUGUCUUGAGAUCGUUUCCUCGUCGGUUCAACGUGCUUUAAGAGAGGUAAACGAAGCAGAGAUAAAAGACAAAAGAAAAGAAAAGGAAAGGAAAGGAAAAGGAAAAAGGGAGGAGAAGGAAAAUAGAGGGAGAAGAAGUGGAAGAGAAAGAGGAAGGAACAAAUGACUAGCUUAACCAUUGCGGCGAGCAUGAUGCCUCUGUCAAGGGCAAAUCCGUAUGGAAUGGCGGCGGACACGAUAUCGACGCAGACGUGUAACAUAGCGACGAACGAGAGCAAUCACCUGCCACCGUUAAAGUCAACGUCGGCGGCAGUAGUGAUGAUGGCAGCGGCUUUCGACAACUUGAAGCAGAGCGAAUCGUCGCCGCCGCGACACGUCGCGCACGCGACCAUCGGUCACGUGGUUGGCGGUGGUGCCAGCGGAGGAGGAGGAGCCGGAGGAGGAGGUGGUGGUGGUGUCGGUGCCGGUGGCGGAGGAGCGUCCACGCACCUGCCCAGCCUUGCGUCAAGCGCUAACAACAGCCUGCAGAAUCUCUCCGGGAACUCGGACAGCCUAAAUCUCAGUUUAAGCUCGCACGCGAGUCACAAUUCGCAUUCCCAGCCAAACUCGCAGUCGAGUAGUCCGAUGGUGAAGAACGGUAGAUCGGAUGGCAGUUCGAGUGGUGGUGGCGGCGGCGGCGGCGGCGGCGUCGGUGGUGGCGGCGGUGGUGGCGGUGGCGGUGGCGGUGGCGGUGGCGGUGGUGGUGGCGGAGGCGGUGGUAGUGGUGGUACGGGUGGAGCCGUCGUUUCUACCACCGACGGAAGGCCCGGCACCGCGUCUGGGGCCAGCGCAAGCCCCAGUACCGUUCUUUUUCCUGAAAAACGUAUGUCGAUGAGGCUCCUACCGGAUACCGUAAUGAGGUUCUAUAUGAACAAACUCACGCCGUACGAACACCACGAGAUAUUCAAUUACGAAUACAUUUAUUUUAUUGGGGCGAAUGCCAAGAAACGACCCGGCAUCAUUGGACGGCGUAACAAUCACGAGUACGACAACGAUCAAGGCUCUUAUAUACACGUACCGCACGAUCACGUGGCGUACAGGUACGAGGUCCUCAAGGUAAUCGGCAAAGGUUCCUUCGGUCAGGUCGUUAAGGUAUAUGAUCACAAGAAUCAUGAGCACGUUGCCCUCAAAAUGAUUAGGAACGAGAAGAGGUUCCAUCGGCAGGCGCAAGAGGAAAUCGAGAUACUGAAGAAGCUUAGGGAACAGGACAAACACGAUAGGAUGAACAUCAUUCAUAUGUUCGAAGCGUUCACCUUUCGUUGUCACACAUGUAUAACCUUCGAGCUACUCAGUAUUAAUCUUUACGAGCUCAUCAAGAAGAACAGGUUUCGGGGCUUUAGUCUUCAGCUCGUCAGAAAGUUUUCGUAUUCCCUUCUUCUAUGCCUCGACGCACUGAACAAGAACAAAAUCAUACAUUGCGAUAUGAAGCCGGAGAACGUUCUUCUAAAGCAACAAGGACGGAGUGGUAUCAAGGUGAUAGACUUCGGCUCGAGUUGCUACGAGAACCGGCGCGUCUACACGUAUAUACAAAGCCGCUUCUACCGGGCCCCGGAGGUGAUCCUUGGUGCUGGAUACGGCAUGCCGAUCGACAUGUGGAGUCUAGGCUGCAUUCUCGCGGAACUAUUCACUGGGAUCCCGCUGUUGCCGGGUGAAGAUGAGGCGGAUCAACUGGCGUGCAUAAUCGAACUCCUAGGUAUGCCGCCAGCCUACUUGCUAGAAAAUGCAAAGCGCCGUCGAAAUUUCAUCAGUUCGAAAGGUUAUCCGAGGUACUGUACGGUGACAACGCUAUCAGACGGUACGGCACGGUUUGGUGGUGGCCUAUCGAGGAGAGGAAAACUCCGUGGCCCACCGGGUUCGAGAGAAUGGAAACGGGCAUUGAAAGGUUGUGACGAUCUCAUGUUCAUCGAUUUCAUAAGGGGUUGCCUCGAGUGGGAUCCAAAACUAAGGAUGACACCCAGGAUGGCACUCAGGCAUGCUUGGUUACGGCGUAGAUUACCGAAGCCACCCUCGGAAAAGAUCAACGACGAUUACUUUCCUCCACCGCGAACGUCCGUUACUGGUCUAAGAACGCCAGCUUCUUCAGGUAGCAAAACCAUCACCACGGCUACCACUACCACCAUCAACACUACAGCCAUAAAUACGGCCACUACCACGACUACUACUGCCGUCGCUGCUGUAGCGGCCACUGCUAGGAGCAAUACCCUUCAGUCAACGAACGUCAACGCUGCGGCGACUAGAAACAAAGUGCGACAAAAAUCACAGCCACAACAACAGCAGCAGCAGCAGCAACAGCAGCAGCAACAACAACAACAACAGUUGAAUGAUUUCUAUUGUCGCAGAUCGACUAUACACUCAAGGCAUCCCCAGUCGGGUAUUUUUGGCAAUACGACGUCGGUUCAAACAACGGUUCAUGCAGUUUCCUCGAAUCAUCAGCCGAGUCUUAGCAGUCAUCAGUCCUUGAAUUCGGUCGGCACUGCUGGAUCUCAACAGCAACAACAUGGCGCCAGUCAUCAAUUGCAACAACAGCAGCAGCAACAGCAACAUCAAAGCAACGGAUCGUCGCAUGGAUCAUCUUCUCAUGGAUCUUCCUCCCAUGGAUCCUCUUCUCAUGACAGUCAUAGUUCGCACGGUCCUUCGAGUGCUUUGAGUCGCGUGAUAUUAAGCAAAGAGUUUAUCGAAGAACUCAGACGUUACGCCGAAAUAUGAGGACGUCGGCUCACACGUGUGCCACUGCCGUCAUGUUCGUUAAUAACUUCGAGUAGCGUUGACCUUGGAAACCGUGCGCAGACGGUAACAUUGACGUCAAGGUGAACGAGGAAGGGUCGUGAAAUUGAAAGGUUAACGAUCCUUCGAAGCUUUGCCAGAAUACAAACACUCUGUGCGAUGAAUGACCUCGCCCUAUACGUUCUAGGCGAGCGUUUAGUGAUAUAAGUGAUUUCGCAUAUUACGAGAGAGAUUGACCUACAUUCGAACCUUUUUAGACCUAUUUCGUUUCUUUUUAUUAUUAUUAUUAUUUUUUUUUGUUUUUUUUUUUUUGUUUUUUUGUUAGUCCGAUCUGAAAGAAAUUGGUCUUUAACCGGGUGUGUAAUAUCGCUGCAUUUUAUCGAUGUCGUAAUUCGAUUUUUAAUUGUGACGCUGAAUUCGUGAUAACGUUAAGGCACAAAAUUUAAUUUAGAUGUAUAAAUAAUACGUGAUAUUCGUCGGAGUGACUAGUCUAUCCCUAGCUCUUAUCCACGAAAGCACGACUCUCUUUCUCAUUUUAGUAUCGUAUAGUAUGCUAGUGCUCAGUUUUCUUUUGUUUAGCCGCUGAACGUUUGCUCCUGUUGUCAUUGCUGGAUCUUUUGUAACAAUCGUAUUAUUCACUAACUACGAAGGCCGUCGUAAGCGCAUAAAUACAAAUACAUAGGCAUUACUUGCCAUCGGUGAAUUGGUAUCGUGCGAAACCUCAUUUAUAUCGACAUUUAUUACAUUGUCUUGACUUUUAGGUUAUUGUGCCAGAGAAGUCGGGGAAUGCGAAGGGUUCAUAAGCGUGUAUAACAUCGUCAAUGAAUCGAUCCGGAAUACUCGAUUGAAAGGGUUUCUAACUCUGUGACUGUAUAGUAAGUAAAACAAAUUGUACAAUGAAUUUCUUCUAGGCGUAUAUCAUUAAAUCUGACUGGGGUUAAAUUCGUGUCACGAGAAAUACAUAUUUAAAUUAAAUUCAAUAAUAUUCUUUAUCAUUUCACUGUCUUUAAGGAAUCUCGCGUGACGGUUAUCGUAAAAGUAAUAUUAAAUUGUCCCAUGAAACCUCAACUAUUCUUCCUAUCGAUCUUGAGACACUUGACCUUCUUAAUUUGCAUAUCGGAGAAUAUCAUUGAACGCAAGGGAAAAAAUUAGAAAGAUUUCCUUUUUGAAUCUUUUUUCAAUGAUUAAUAUAUAAUUGUAUAUAUUGCAUUGUAGAUAUAAGUGAAGUUGUACGUAUUUAUAUAUAUAUAUAUAUAUAUAUAUAUAUAUAUAUAUAUAUAUAUAUAUAUAUAUAUAUAUAUUAUAUUGGCGAAAGAAAAUUAUGAAAGUCUUUAACGAUGAAUAAUUUAUUUUGUACAAAAUGUAAGAGGAAGUCGUAUAUAUGUCGUAUUACAUAAUCCGACUAUAAUAAUUUUCAACGAGAAAAUCUCUUUUACGAAAAUUUUAUUGAAUUUUCGAAUUAUCGAAAGUAUUUCUUUAAUUUUUACAUGGCACAUCGAGAUAAGUAAUAAUCACGUUUCGGUGUGCUUUUUAAAAUGAUUAUUCACGCGUAACAAAUGAGGAUAUUUUAUAAUCGUAUAAUCGAACGUAAAGAUCAAUUCGUAUCCAAUACUUAUUAUACGUAUACGUAAUAUACGUUGCACAAGAGUAAAAGCGAUGAACGAAUAUUCAUCGCGGAAUGUUUGUAUAUUAUAAAUGCUCGAGUGCACAUAUAAAUACAUAUGUUGAGUAGAAUUCAUUCUGAUUUUUGUAUUACCGGUUAUACACGCUUCCGCCUGAUGAAAAAACAUAGGUGAGGGUUAUUUUUAAUUAAAUGCGAACAUUAUUCCCAAAGACUUCGAAAAUGUGAUACGAACGAUAAUCGACGUAUAGGCGUUAAUGGGAAAAAAAAAAAGGAAAGAAAAAAAAAACACAAAACGAAAAAAAAGUAAAAAAAGAAAAAAAGUCAAAAAAAAAAAAGUAAAAAAGAAAAAAAAUCGUAAAAACGUGUUCCGCACAUCUUUUUCUCGAUGAUUCUCCUUCAUGAAUCAAAAAAAAAAAAAAAAAAUUAAAGAAAAGAAAAGAAAAAAUAUAAGAGAAUUGGUUUCGACGAUGCCAUUCAGCCAGAUGCCAUUCAUCAUGCCGAUCGGAAAGGUUUGCUGUCCUGAAGUAAUAUCUUUUCUUUUUAAUUAAUUUUUUACUACAAUCUGCUACGACGUUGUAUUUAAUCGGAAAUUCAUCGAAAUUAUUUGCUUAUUUUAAUGUUUCUUAUUGGUAAAAUGAGAUCAAGCGUAUUCUGAUAAUUAAAUAUUUAUAUAAUAAUGACAUCGUCGAUAUUGAAUGCUUUCAAAGAGCUAUUUUGUAUGAUUAGGAAUGACAGCAGCGAGCAGCGAGGCAAUCAAAGAAACGGAGUGAUAUUCGGUUGUCGACAGUUGAUACCGAACAGGAUAACGUUAUGUGAUAUGGAAUUUAAACCGUACUGUCAUUUAUAUUGGCAAAGAAAAUAUAUAUAUAUAUAUAUAUAUAUAUAUAUAUAUAUAUAAUCAGAUAAAAAAAGAAAUAAAAAUAUAAGUUAUAUCGCGCUGUAACGCUAAUUAUAAAAAGCCGCGCUAAUAUUUAAUAAGAUAUGUAUUAUUAUGCGCAUAUAUAGCGAGAAAGAGUAGAAAGUUGCCAUCGUGGUUACGAGAAGAACAUAUAAAGUGUGGUGUUCGUAAAACGUUGCAUUAACUCGUUGAUCAUAUCGAGCAUUCUUCCUUACGAAGUGUAUUAUCGUAUCCGUGCUUUUUCAUCUUUCGUGAUUCAUCGUGCGCAAAAGAAAAGAAAGAAAGAAAGAAAGAAAGAAAGGAAAAAAGAAAAGAAGAAAGGGAGGGGAGGAGAAGAAAAUUAAUUGGUUGAUAAAUGCUAAUAGUCGAUUUUAUAUUCCCAAGAGAAACGUAAGAUGGAGGAAAAAAGAUACGUAAAAUAUGGGGGUGGGUCAUAAGAACAGGUUGGUGGUUCGGUUACGGUGACACGAGGAUACUUCGACAAGCAUUUAAAUAACUAAGGUAUAUAUAUAUACAUAUAUAUAUAUAUAUAUAUAUAUAUAUAUAUAUAUAUAUAUAUUCUGUAAUUUGCGCUAUGACGUCUGUCAAGGAUCGAUCGACACGCCACUGCCAAUAACUUCUUUUAUAAGUUUUAUCGCUCGAACUUUUCUUCUCUUUGUUUUUUUUUUAUAUAUAUAAAAUUUAUAUAUAUAUAUACGGGCGCUCAUCUUAUUUACGUGCCUAGUCUCUUCAUUUUCUUCGAGAUCACCUUGAGUUACGUCAGAGCGAAGUACCACCGUAUACCAAUAUCAUACACGACACACACACAUAUAUAUAUAUAUAUACAAAUACACACACACACACACAUAUAAUACACAAAAAAUACACGUACACGCACGAGCAUAUUCCUUUCGAGACUCGAUGUGAAUUUUCGAAAGUCGUAUUUCUCCAAAUGCGAUCACAAUCGAUAAAAUAUUACUACGAGCUCGAAAGUGCUUAAUGAGUGUGAUAUAAGUACGUACGUAUGCAUUUACAUAAAUUACAAAAAUAUACAAACACUAUACCGUACACGUGUCCACGAUUUAUUUAAAUACGAAAAUAUUAUAUACGUAAGCAUUUAUUGGCAGAAUCGCGAGAAAGAGAGUUAAUUGUAACUUAUCACCAGGAAUCCGUUCGCUUGUAACACUAUUAUUAUUAUUAUUAUUAUCAUUAUUAUUAAUAUUAAUAUUAUUAUUAUUAUUAUUAUUAUUAUUAUUAUUAUUAUUAUUAUCCUCAUCAUCAUUACUAUUAUUAUAUUAAUACUGUGAUUAACGUUAGGGACUUCGUUGUUUGCCACACUCGACCUUGGCUUCUCAAGCAUCAACGUGUUGAUUAUCAUUGCCAAUAUAUAUAUAUAUAUAUAUGAUCUCUCUUCUUUGAUCAGAAAAAAAAGGACACAAGAGAUCUGUAGUCUGUCUCUCUCUCUCUUCCUUUCUUUCUAUUUAUCUAUCCCUUUUAUUUAGGACCGUUGUUUCUUAUUUUGAAACCCUUAAGUGAUUUCCUUACUUUCUAACGAAUUGCUACUUAUAUAUAUAUAUAUAAAGAGAAACCGGAAAGAAAAAAAAAAAAAAGAAAAAAAAAAGAUAAGUUCUCUCGUGCAAAGCGUUACGAUGCCAAAUAAGGUAUAAUAAAUGAUAGCUUUGGGCGUAAAUAUCGUACGAUGUAAGUGCAGACGAUUUCAAGGUCGGGAGGACUCCUACUCAAGGUAAACGAGGGUGUUCGUGUUACGAUUGUCUGGUAGUCGCUCGCCGUCCGCCUUUCCAUAAGAAGCGUACGAACGUAGUACGUCAACUGCUGUACUCCUGCAUACGUACGUGCGUGCAUGCUCACGUUGCACUUAUGUACAUCUCCUUUUCUAUCUUUACUUACAUCCUUGUGCAUAGAACAGAGAAAGAGAGAGAAAGAGAUAGGAAAAAGAAACUAGAUCAUUCAGAAGCACGUCAAUUCCUUUUUAAUUUAUCACCGAUUUAACAUUACCACGAUUCACGUAGAAUUCCUUUUUCAUUAGACCGGAAAUGAAAUCUUCAUUCCUCAAGUAAUCGCAUACAAAUUUCUUUUCCUUUUUCCUUCCAUUGUUCAACCAUUUCUCUCUCCCUCUCUUUCUCUCUCUCUCUCUCUCUCUCUCUUCCUUUGUCUUUUUUCUUUUUUCUUUUCUUUUUCUUUUUUCUUUCUCCAUACGAUCGAACGUACAAUAAUUCUUGGAAUUUUUUACCAACGGUCUUAGCACUCGAAGGAUCUCGAAGUCCUUCAUUUAUCUUGAUAUCGAGAAUCUUCUUAAAGAUAGUGUGUGUAUAUAAUUACAGGUACGAUGCUGUCUGAACCGCGAAGAAUUUUUUUCGUUCUUUUUCCUUUUCUUUUUUUUUCCAUACACUCCUCCUCCCCCUCCACCCCACCCUUUCUUUCUUUUAAUCUCCAUUUUCGAAAUAUAUAUAUAUAUAUAUAUACUUUCGUACGGCAGACCUUUCAUGAGGGGAAAUGCGGUCGUAAUUUUUCGAUCCGCGAAACGGCCUUUCUCCUUUCGCGAAUUUUUUCAUGCUCCAAUCAGAAAAAGAAAAAAAAAAAAAAGAAAACGCAAUUAUAAAAAAUACAAUUAUAAAUUUUAUAUAUGAGAGAGAAGGGAAAAAGAUGAAGAAAGAAAGAUAGGAAGAAGUGUAGAAAGAAAGAAAGAAAGAAAGACGUGCUAAGGAUCUUUUUACUUCGAUUGAUUCGCAACGAAGCGAAGCAAAUAAGAAAAGAAAAGUGCGCUCUCCGUUCGGUUUGUUGCUUUCGAAUGUAAGAAAUGUGAUAAAAUCUUGUUUCGUUUUGUUUCAGAAUUCGUUUUUUCUCUUUUUUUUUUCUCUUUCUUUUUUUUUAUUCUCUUUAUUCCCUCUUUCUUUUCUUUGCUUCUUCUUUUUUUGGUUAUUUUAUUCCAUUUUAUUUUAUUUUUCUUCUCCCUCUUUCAAUUUCUUUUAUCGCAUUACUCUCGUACAGAAAGGAAUACUGACCAUUUAAAAGAUCGAAGAAACGCGAUAAAAGCUGCGGACGAAAUUGCAAAACUUUUUCUAUCGAUUACUUUUUAUCGAAAUAAGAAAAAUUUGAUAAGUAAAUACAAAUGCGAAAUUAACCCAAAUUGACACUAUUAUCCGGCUAGACCUUUGAACAAUGAUAAAUAGUCGUUUGUAAUUCGUGAACGCUAUAAGACAUCAUUAAUAAUAAAAUAAUCUAGAAAAUAUAACGAGAGAGAGAGAGAGAGAGAGAGAGAGAAAGCGAGAGAGAAAGAAAAAAAAAAGAAAUUAGGAGAAAAUAUUAUAGUGGGAUCAGACAUCGAGAGAACUGUUUGUAAAAAAAAUAUAUUUGCCUUUCGACAAAUAAUUCAAUUGGUAUUGUGAUUAAAUUAUAUAGAACUUAAUAAUAAGCUCGCGAUAAUUUUAUAUAUACAUGGAGAAAUGUUAACAUACAUACAUAUAUACAUACAUACAUAUGUGCAUGCAUAAAUGCAUACAUAAAUACAUACAUACCUACGUAAAUAGAUAUGUACGAUUAUGUGUUUAAGCUCGCGGUAAAAAGAGAAAGCUCUAGAUACGGCGUCGUUCGCGAGCAAGUAAGUCAAAUGAAAAUAAGAAUAGAAAAGUAUAUAAUAUAACCCUAUGCUUUAUAAAAUAACGGAAAAAACUAUAAAAGGGAAAAAUAGCCGCACAAUGUUUUCCCUUCUACGUUGUGCCGAUGAUAAGACUAUUGAAGUUACUAAAACUCGGAAGUAAGAAAGAAAAUAAAAAUAUCUCGGUCGAUCGCGCAUACGUAUAUGUAUAUUACGUUUUAGCUAGUUAACACGAUAGUCUUAUAUGAUAACUAUGUGAAUAAGAGUGAUAGAAUGCAAGGGAGAGAGAGAAAGUGAAAUGUUGAUAUAAAAGAUAUGAAAGAAAGCGAGAGAGAGAGAGAGAGAGAGAGAGAGAGAAAGAAAGAGAAAGUAAAAUAAAGCGCGAUAGAGAAAACGAGAGACUGUAAAAGAUUUCUAUAUAAUAAUUAUGUAUAUGUAUAAUGCGAUAAGGCGUUUGUAUGAUAAUUAAGAAUUUCGUAAUUAUUCGCUAGGAAUAAACAUUAUGGCGCGUGUUAUAUAUAUAUAUAUAUAUAUAUAUAUAUAUAUAUAAACGACGUAUAUAUAUAUACAUAAAAACAUAAGUAAAAUAUAUGUGGCGAGGUGCUUUAAAGUUCAUUGAACGCGCGCCCCUCCCCCCUUGCCUUGUGAACUUGCUCCUAAUCUUGUAAUGUCGAUCAAUCGACGAAUCAUCCUUCUCCUUCAUUUCUCUAAGUCAGGUUGAAGAGAAUUUUCUGUGUGAGACCGCGUGUUUCUAUAUAUGUAUGUAUGUAUGUUUGUAUGUAUGUAUGAUGUAUGCCUGUCUGUCUGUCUGUCUGUCUGUCUGUCUUUGUGCAUUUUCGUCGUGCUUCUUAGUUCGCGGCUUGGAUCGAUGAUCAAUUCGAUCAUUGUCCUUUGUUAUUUUCUUCUACGAGAAAUGUGUAUGAGAUCGAUGUACGUACGUACGUAGAUAUAUGUAUCAUACAUACAAAAAGAAAUACAACAUACAAACGAACAAACAACAUAAAUAUAUAUAUAUAUAUACAUAAAUACAUACAUACAUAUAUAUGUGUAUAAUUUAUUCAGGUAUAAAAUCUUUAUAUUCAAAUUCGUAUUCGGCACAACGUGAACGAACGAAGAUACUUGAAAUGUUUUGUAAGUAGGAUGAUCGAAAAGAAAAAAAGAAAGAAAGGGAGAGAGAGAUAGAUAGAUAGAGAGAGAGAGAGAGAGAGAAUCGGAAUACAAUACUGAUCGAUCCUUUUUGGCAAUAACGAGAACGAUAGAUUUAUUUUUCUUUUUUUUCCUUUUUUUUUUUUCUUUUUUUUCUUUGUUUUUUCUUUUCUUUUUUUUUUUUGUUUGGUAAAUAACUACGAAUAGACACGUUUUACCUCUCACGUUCCUCCGCUUUCGGAGAUAGAACACUUAUUGAUUUGUACGCGACAUUGCUUAUACAUACAUGCAUACAUACAUACUUGCAUACAUACAUACAUACAUACAUAGAUGCAUAUAAUGAAAUAUUUGUACGUUGUUACUCGUCGAGCCGUUCCUCCGACACUGUGCAUUUCAUUGGCCCGUGUAUCACUUUUUAUUGUUUUUCUUCUUGUAUCAAAUCGAUAUAUAUAUAUAUAUAUGUGUGUAUGUAUAUAUAUUGAAACUUUGUAUAUAAUAUAUCAUUUUUAUCCCUGUGGUUGAGAAUAGUUACUUUUCGAUGAAUGGUAUGUAAGUACGUUCAUGCAGGCGCAAGAUACUUAAGGAAUAAAAAAAAUCAUUCACAGGAUCCAAUGACAAUACACCCAGAAGUUGUUAAAAAUCUUUAUAUUUUUCCGUUUUUCUUGCGAUCGUGUGUUUACUUAAAGGGAACACGAUAUAUACAUACAUGAAUAAAUAAAUAAAUAAAUAAAUAAAUAAAUAAAUAAAUAAAUACAUACAUACAUACAUAAAUAAUAUAAACAUUCCGAUAAAAUUCACAAAAUGCACGAAUAAGUCGGUUUUAUUUGCGUUCGAUCGUCGUGCAAUAGCGUGUAUAUGUAUAUAUAUAUAUAUAUAUAUAUAUGUAGGUACAUAGAUGCAUAUGUGUAGUAUGUCUCUAUGGAAAAUCUGUAUUUAAACGAAAAAGAAGAAAUAGUAGUAAAGAGGUGAAAGAAACGAAAGAAAAAAGGGAAAUAAGCAUGCUGCCAAUUGUAAUUUCGCAAACACUCGCAUGAACGUUCGUAAUGUUGAAGAAGAAGAAGAAGAAGAAGAAAAAGAAGAUGAAAAAGAAGAGGAAGAAGAAGAAGAAGAGGAAGAAGAAGUAGUAGAAGAAAAGAAGAAGAAGAAAAAACGAAACGAAAUAAUACAAAAAAAAAAAGAAAGACAAAAGAGAGGAAUUAUUCUACAAAAAAAGAAAAAGUACAAGACGCGUCUCUCAUACACGUACAUGCACACAUAACACGAAAAAACAAUACUUUAGGACGUAUCGAAUAUAGUCUGUAUACACACAUUCUAUACAUAACACGGAUCAUUACGGAUAUAUACAUUUAACCUUUAAGGAAUAUUUACUGAUACACAGGUUUCUUAGGUCACUGCGUGUAUUCAAACCCUAACCGCCAUUUUGCGGAAACGUUAUCGUUUGACUUUCUACGAUAACGUUUUUGUAUAUCCUAGUUUUUUAAUCGUAUCUAAUGGCGAGAGACAACUUUUCUUACAAUUUUCACUGUAAAAUCAUUGGAAAAAUUCAUUUCGCGCUGAUCGCCAUAGCCGCUGCAAACGACAACGAAAAAUAUUUCGGGAAAUAAAGAAAAAAUCUUCGUACGAACGUCCUUCCACAUUUCUCUCGUGCACGCACAUACGCAUAUACCGUACACAUAAACUCGUACAUAAUAAACAUACACAUUUUAUUAAAUUAUAUUUAUAUUCCUUGCGUUCUUGUAUUAUCUUUUUUAUCAUACUUAUUAUAAUAUUAGGUUUAAUGUUUAAUUAAAAGCAAAUAUGCUUUUCUCGAAGCAUUGAUUGAUAUCUCUUCGUGCAAUUUAUAUUUUAUUAGUCGGAAAUCGAUUGCAGCGGCAAUAAUUCCGAAAUCGAAAGAAGAGAUACAUACACGUGCACACAUACACAUAAAUACAUACAUACAUACACACACACACAUAUACCGUCAUGUAACAUUAUUGUCCAUCGUCAUCAUCAUCAUCAUCAUCAUCAUUAUCAUCAUUAUUAUCAUCAUCACCCUGCUUCUCCAAAAAAUAUAAUUUAACAGAUAAGUUCUUAAGAUUAACUUCAUUCUCUCUUUCUUUAUUUCCUUUUAUUUUAUUUUAUUUCUAUCUCUUUCUUUUUUUUCUUUCGUCUUUUUUAUUUAAGUGACAAUGCAAAGUUUGAUCUCUUACUCUGGUACAUACACACGUCAUUAUAUAUAUAUAUAUAUAUAUAUAUAUAUAUAUAUAUAUAUAUAUAUAUAUGUAUAUAUAAGUAUUAAUUAGGAAUGUUAUUAAUCAGGCAAAGCGUAGGGAAGCGCUCUCGUUGCGUUUGGAUUUUGCUUUCCUUGUAAAAACGACGACGAUGAGGAAAACCGUGUCGCUUAUGUCGUUCUUCAGCGUGUCUGCUGGAUUGUAAUAUCGUAAUAUGUAUUUAUCGUUCGAACGAUCGACACGGUUAAAAAUAUGCGUGCUUAAAAGAAAAUUCAAACGAAGUGAUUCUUUACGAAACACAGAUAUAAAAAAAAAAACUCUUUUUCUCAUUAACUUGUAAUGCGUUCUCGCCACGUGCCAUCGAGCGAUAACGCGAAUGUCUUUGAAUUUUCUUUUUUUCUUUCUUUCUUUCUUUUUUUUUUUCUUUUUCUUUUUUUUUCUCUCUUUUUUUAAAGGUACUGCGCUCCGACUUGAUUGAAAAAUGAAAUAUAAAAUGCUGCUUGUGACAGUUCGAAAAAAAAAAAAAUAUAAAAAAAAAAAAAAAAAAGAAAAAAAUAUUAAAUAUUUCAAACAGCAAUGCCUUAUGUUCUUUAAGCAUUCGUCCCUUCCGCUCUCACGUUGUAAUUUGCGAAAAGAGAUAGAUCGAAAUGAAAGAGAGAGAUUGAGAUUGAGAUUGAGAGAGAGAGAGAGAGAGAGAGAGAGAAAUGAUUCGAGACGCAUUUUCAUUGAUAAUCGAGAUUUGUAAAAUAUUAUGAUGACGUGUUCUAUGCUUUUAAAUAUUUUACGCACGAGAAAAAUGCAAAAUUUUUGUGAAUGACGAGCCGUAUUCAAUCGAAUCGACGAAUUGAAGUCGAACUCGUACGAUUACGAUCGACUACGUAUUAAAAGUAAUUGUUAAAAACAUGCAAGAACUGGAUCUGUUCUAUUGCCUUAAAAGGAUGCCGCUUUUGUUCUGCGUAAUAUGUGUUAUUCCUUUUUGUUUGUUCUUUUUUUUUUUUUUUUUUUACUUUUUUUUCCUUAUUCGUUUCUCUUUCAAAAGAUUUCAUUCAAAAAUUCGAACUGUUUUGUCAUCUAUUCUUUUAUUACAAUCGGCAAUGAUCAAUAUCUCGAGAUAUCGAGGGAAAAAAAGUGUGUUAGCUAACAGGUGGUCUUAUAUUGGAAUGACAUUGUUCUAUAGAAAAUUCUUGGAGCGAUGGCUCGAUUAAAGGAUAAUAUCAAAAACAA